Mesorhabditis belari is the source of this 2796-nucleotide messenger RNA. Lineage: Eukaryota; Metazoa; Nematoda; Chromadorea; Rhabditida; Rhabditidae. The record is from the annotation of a GenBank genome assembly.
AUGAGUGAAGGGGACAUCAAAAACGAAGAAAUCGAGUCCUCCGAACCACAUGACGAACAAGAGGAUCAUGGCUUCGAGGAGGGCGAACAGCCAACGAUCAAAGCAGAAACCGCUGAAGAGAUUCAAGAAUUGCUGGCUCCAUGGAAAAGCCCUAGACAGGAACCGGUCGGCGGCGUUGUUCAGCCACGGGUACUACCACCAGUCGGAAAGCCAACGAGACACACCAAUCAGCUCGAAUUUAUCUUGAACAACGUCAUGAAGCAUGCCUUGAAGCACAAGCACGCCUGGCCGUUUACAAAGCCCGUUCAUGCUAUCGAACUUGGACUCGCGGACUACCACAAUGUUGUGAAGAGGCCGAUGGAUUUGGCAACAAUCGAGAAGCGCCUCAAGAACUUUUACUACUACACAGCCGUCGAGUGCAUGAAUGAUAUAAAUACGAUGUUCACAAAUUGCUACACGUACAAUCCGCCACAUUAUGGAGUAGACAUCCAUACCGUCUUCAACAACUGUUACUCAUUCAACCAAGCCGAGGAUGACGUGUCUUUGAUGUGCCGUAAUGUGGAGAAUCUCGUACGCGAGAAACUAAAAACCAUGCCAUCUGAGGAAAUCGAGAUUCCUCGGCCGAAGCGUGGUCCCCAAAAGAGUUCGGCAAAGCGUGCUAGUGGAUUGGCAAAGGCAGGAUCGAGCAGCUCGAAAGGUUCGGACGACUUGAAGUACCUUGAUAUGUUCCAUAAUGCAACUAGAGCGGUCUCUCGAGAAUCUUCGAUAUCCGUCUCUCGACCAGUUCCAAGCCCGUUGGCUCUUGAUCAUGAAAUGCAGAACGCAUCAACCUCAGACGUACAUGUAGCUGCUCCUGUAGCAAAAAGCAAAGGAGUGAAGCGGAAAGUGGAACCAGUUGCUGCAGAGCCUCCUCCACCACCACAACCGGCUCGCAAACGACGGAACUACGUGCCUCCUGAUUAUCCUAGCAUGGCUCCAAGAUUGAAAGGAAAGUUGUCUGAACAACUGAAAGCCUGCCAAAAGUUACUUGCCGAUAUCAAUUCAAAGAAAAACGCGGAAUUUAAUUGGCCUUUCACAAAACCUGUCGAUGUUGAGGCCCUUCAACUUUUUGACUACUACGACAAAAUUGAUGAACCAAUGGACCUCAGCACAAUAAAGAAGAAAUUUGACUACAAACAGUAUGUUUCGCACGAGGAAUUCUUGAGUGACAUCGAACUGAUGGUUGGAAAUUGCCACAAGUACAAUCCAAAAGGGGAUGCGAUCUAUGUUUUGGCCACGAAGAUGAUGAACUACGUGAAGUCAAAAUGGCCAACGGUUCUGGCGGCAACUGCGCCAGUCGAAAACGUUGCCCCACAGGAGUUGAAGGUGUCGACUUCGAAUGGUGUUGGUGAUGAAGAUCAGAUUGACCACUACAGCACUCAAGUGCAAGAAGAACUGGAGAAAACCCAACGGAGACUCAUCGAAUUGCAACGAGUCGGACAAGAACUCAGCGAAAUUCGCCAGAAGAGAUCCGACAACAGGAUGUCUGGCAAGCCUCCGAUUCCUACACAUCUCGUCACCCAAUUGCAAGAAUUGCUGAAUCAAGUGAUGGCUACUUCGACAGUCAGCCCAGCAGCUAGGAGUGUUCCAAGAAAAAGCUACCGUGAAGAAAGCCCAAUGGAUUUUGCGAGGUCACGAGCAAGAACUACUGCCAAACAACCGUCGGUUGAUGUGGCCCCACCUCCUCCUGUCAAAUCUGGGCGUGGUCGUAAGCCUGGAAGCAAAAAUAAGCCGAAGGUUGAGGAGAAUGGUCUUCCAAAGAAGGAACAAUGGCGAACGGAGUACGUUUUUGAUAGCGGUGAUGAGCACCCGCCAAUGUCAUACGAUGAGAAACGCAAUUUGUCACUUGAGAUCAACCAAUUGCCUGGAGACAAGAUUCAAAAAGUCGUCAAAAUCAUUGAAUCGAGGGAAAAGAUGGCAUACAACCCUGAAGAAAUCGAGAUCGACUUCGAAACUUUGAAGCCGAUCACUCUUCGUGAGUUGGAAGCUUUCAUCGCUUGGUGCAAGUCAAGAAACCGUGCCCAGCCCAGUGUCCAGAGGAGACCUCCAGCACCACCAGUACAGCGAGCUCCCAAUUUGGCGCCACCACCAUCAUCGUCAAGUUCUUCUUCAGGGAGUGAUUCAAGUUCGGACUCAUCGGAUUCUGAGUCAGGUACCCAUGGAAAGUGGAAGGGAAAUACGUUUGGAAAGCCAGCCGUGCCGAAUCAACCGUUGCCGAAUGCCGAGGCUGCCAAUCAUACGAAUGGAAAGCCGAAAAUGCCGACUCCUCCAUCAAUUCAGGUUCCCGUAAAGCAGUCGACUUCACCUGUAGAAGUCAAGCCACCGGUUGCAAGAAAUCCUUCUCCGCGUGUUCCUGAACCAGCUGAUCCUGUCCGAGGAAUCGUUCAUGCUGGUGCUCGACCAAUUCUUCAAAACGACAAGCCUGUUCAGGCAGCUGGAAUUGGAAGUUCAAUCAUUGAUCAACUGUUGCCUGAUACAAACGCCAAGAAGAACAAUUUGAACACCAAAGAACAAUUUGAACAUUUCAAGAAGCAACAGAAGGAGAAAGAGGAAAGGAAGGCAAUGCUUUUGGCCGAAGAGGAGAGACGUCGUAAAGCCAAAGAAACGCAAGCACAGCCACCUCAAUUAAGUGCUGAGGAGGAACGUAUUCAGAUGCAACGUUUACGUGAGCAGGAGAAACGGAAGCGUGAAAUGAUGGGCAAUGCAAUCGAUUUGACUCAUCAGAUGGAAAUUAUGAACAACUUCGAGGCCGAAUUC